UGAGACAUGCGUGGCAGUGACGUCAUGUGGUGAUAUUCAGGACUCUUGUCAGCUUUGAUGUAACCGCAGUGCAGGUGUGCGGGAUGGGGUGCGGGAUGGAGAUUCACACACUCCCUGUAGAGAGUGUGAAAGUUACCUGCAGGCUGUGGGAACUCGGGUGUGUUUACAGGACACAUCAAGCCCUGCUCUAAACACAUUACAGAUUUACAGGUUUAUUACAGGAGGCUUUCUCAUCAGCCUCGCGCUUCCGGGAGAAACGAUAUCGACCUGUGUGGUCACUGUAAAUAAUAGAAAUAAAGUGAACAAAAAUAAAGGGAAUACAUAAAGAUGGGUGCAUUUCAUAUGGAUGUGUGUGGACACUGUGUCUGGGUCUGUUUUAUCUUAAUAUAUUAAGCUCUUUUUUUUCUUUUCUUUUCUUUUCUUUUUUUUUUAAGGCUUAUUUGUUAUUAAGCAAGAGACCGUUACUGAGACUAUAGUGAGACAGAAAUCCGGAAUUUCGACUUAAUAAACAACAACAAGAACUGACAUCAGAUCUUUAUACGAAAGGAAUUUAAAAAUAAAUGAAUGAUCAACCUCGAAUGACAAUCUAAUAGGGCCAUGAAACAACCAAUAACAAACAAAAAUCAUGUAGAAAUAAUAACACAACAUGAGAAAAUCACAUUUAUUUAUUUAUUUAUUUAUUUAUUUAUUUUAUUAAUUUCCAUUGAUGUUUUUGUUACAAUAUAAAUUCACUAGGCCUGAUUUAGUAACUUUGUAUAAAUUUUUAUACGAUAUGAUUUUUUUUAGUAUCUUAGCACAAUUAUUUUAUUAUUUUUUUUAUAGUUUGUCUUAUAUACCGCCUUUUACUUUGUAACACUUUGAGACUGGCCUCACAGAAAUGUUAUUAUUAUUAUUAUUAUUAUUAUUAUUAUUAUUAUUAUUAUUAUUAUUAUUAUUAUAUAAUCAUCAUCAUCAUCAUUUUUGGUAUUAAAAAAAUACAUUUAUACAUGAAUAUAAAAUAGGCGUAAAUAAAAAGAUUUAAAAAAAAACCUUUGUUUUUAAAAAGUUAAAAACAAAAUAAAUAAAGACAAAAACAAAACAAAAUAUAUCAAAAUAAACGAUCUAUCAUGAAAUAAAAUAAAAAACAAUCAUAUACAUUCAAAACAUCUUGUUUUAUUUUUAUUGAAAACAAAUAACAUUGCUGUCCAAAUAAAAUCAGUACUCCAUAUCCUAUUUUAUUCAUUUUAUUAAACACGAUUUUUUUUUGUUAAUUUGAUUUGUUUUGUGUGAGAUGAACAGAUUGACAUGUGACCAUCGGAAGACCCGAAGACUGAGUGGUCAGCUUUUAUUUUUCAGUUCCCACGGCUCUGUGAGCUCCUGAGCGCGUUAUCACCACCUCUCCAACUCACCUGCUGUAAAACACCAAGCUGUCGUGUGUUAACUUUCCCUCGCUUUACACUCCUGAGAUGAUGCUGAUGAUGUGAUGAUUACUGCACCAGUUAUGGCACUUGAAAGGAGCAGAAGCUACCUGAGCACCUUUAUAAGCGCGAGCUCUGCGCGUUCACUUCACACAGACAGCAAGGUGACCAUCCGCAACCUUGAACCGCAAAUUCUCUCCAACCUUCAGAAACUUGGCGAUUUUUUUUUUAACCCCCUUGAAUUUAAAUUCGUAAAGGCCUACAUAGUGUUUGUUUUUUUUCCCCACUCUCUUCUCGUGUUAUUUUGUAGGCUAAUCUUCUCUUGUACAAGAUGCGCGCUCUUGGUUUGGCCACGUUCCUGGCUCUGGCUGCUUGUCUGUGCGCGCUCCCGCGGCACGUCAGCCAGGACCUUCCUAAGCGCGCGGAGUUUUCAGAUCUCGAGUUCUCCGGUAACGGAGCAGGUAACGAACCGGUCAGGGGAUCCGUGAGAGUGGUUAAAGUGAGUCCGCACUUUCUGCGUCAUUCCCCGGGUCUGCUCGGGAAACCCGCACUGAAGCGGGGCCCGUUUCCAGCCUUCUUGGAGCUGGGUCGCCCCGGGCCUUCUGUGCACGCGCACGCACCUGCAGCGUCGCUCCCGCACCUGAGCGCGAGCUACACCGGCGCCGACGCCAGGAAGAGACAAGGCCUGGAGAUGUGGCAGAGGGUGAUGCAAAAAAGCGAGCCAAGCAAAGAGGUCCUCUCACUGCCAUUUAACUCCAGAGAUGCGGGAACGCAGAGCUGUGCGGCGCUGCCCUUCACCCAGCGGAUAACCGAGGAGGGCUGUGAACCGAUAACCGUCCAGAAUAAGCUGUGUUUCGGUCAGUGCAACUCCAUGUUCGUGCCCCCCAACGGAGGAUCCGGCAUGCACCGCGGCGGACCGCCUUGCUCACGCUGUGGCCCGUCCAGAGCGCGCACCGUGCACGUGCCCAUGCACUGUGGCUCGCAGGUCCGAGAGAAGCGCGUGAUGCUGGUGGAGGAGUGCAAGUGCGAAACUGGAAGAGAGGAAGAGAAGUCUGAUAACAUGCCCAUGCAUUUAUAACCCGCACUGUCAAAGUGUGUGUGUGUGUGUGUGUGUGUGUGUGAGUGAGUGAGUGAGUGAUGACAAGAGCGCUUAUUCGCAGAAUUCUACCCAAGGUCCUACUU
Ictalurus furcatus (blue catfish) is the source of this 2579-nucleotide messenger RNA. It is a transcript of the gene dand5, whose product is annotated as DAN domain family, member 5. Bases 1729 to 2475 code for a protein of 248 amino acids. The record is from RefSeq and is a predicted model, not a curated record. Lineage: Eukaryota; Metazoa; Chordata; Actinopteri; Siluriformes; Ictaluridae. The transcript has 2 exons.